AUGGGAUUGGGACAUCAUAAGCUGGCAUUCCACCGUGCCAGCAUCGACGUUCCGACGUUCCGCCUCCGCGAGCAGGAGGAGGAGGAGUACAAUGCCGCGGCCCUGACCAGCGCCGACGACUACCUCUCCCCCUACGAGGACAAGUCCCGGUCCGUCUUCCACCGGAUCGAAUCGUCGCGGUUCCUCCAGACCUUCCUCCGAUACCCAGCGCCGGAUUCGCUCAAGCUCAAACCGACCUCGUGGCUGGACGGCGUCCGCGGGGUGGCCGCGCUCGAGGUCUACGUCUUCCACACCAUCAGCUGCUGGCGCACCAUCUUCCCGGCCUUCGGCGCGCAGUCGGACCAGAUGAGCCUGAUCCAGCUCCCGGUCAUCCGCAGCUUCUUCGUCACGGGCGGCACGGCCGUCUGCGUCUUCUUCGUCCUGUCGGGCUACGUCCUGACCUACAAGUCCCUCCGCUGGAUGCGCGCCGGCACGCCGCAGCACGUGUACCCGUCGGUCGCGUCGUCCAUGUUCCGGCGCGGCUUCCGGCUCUACCUGCCGCCCAUCCUGCUCACCUUCGUCGAGAUGCUGGUGACCCGGCUGGGGUACUCGCCGCCGCUGAACUUCGACUUCGUGCCGGAGGCCACGUUCGGGGCGGCGCUCCUGGACUGGCUGAAGGAGACGUGCUACCUGGUGAACCCGUACUACAACUUCGUGCCGGCCAUCCAGGGCUUCGUCAUCCACCCCAAGUACGACCCCGUGAUCUGGACGAUCCCGCUGGAGUUCUACGGCUCCUUCACCGUCUACAUCCUGCUCCUCCUCGUGGCGCGGCUGCCCCGCCACGGCGCGCGGAUGGCGCUCGUGGCCCUGUUCGCCGUGGCGGCCAUGUUCCUCGGCAGCUGGAACGCGUUCUGCUUCGCGGCGGGCAUGCUGCUCGCCGACUACAACCUCGCGCAGGAGGCGGACGGGUCGCGGCCGGGGCUCCGGCCGCCCAAGCACCGCACGCUGUGGAUCGCGAUCCUCGUCGCGGCCCUGUACCUCGCCGGCUUCCCGACGCUCUCGUACGAGGAGGCGCACCGCUGGCCCAUGCCGGGCUACGAGACGCUGCGCGCCCUGAUCCCCGUCAGCCUGAACAUGAUGGACCACGCGCGCUGGUGGUGGUCCUUCGCCGGCGUCGGCCUGCUCUUCUGCGUCUCGCAGCUGCCGGCCCUGCGGAGCGUCUUCGAGAGCAACCUCUGCCAGUACCUGGGCCGGAUCGCCUUCUCGCUGUACCUGGUGCACCAGCUGUGCGUGAUCGUCUUCGGCCUGUGGCUGCAGAACGCCCUGCUGUGGCUCUUUGGCGUGCCGACCCACUCCAUGACCUGGCUGUACUGGGCCAUCUCCCUGCUCUGGUACGUCCCGUUCACGACGGUGGUGUUCGCCUUUGCCGCGCUGGUGGAGCGCUUCGUGGACCAGGGCAGCGUGCGCUUCGCGCGCUGGCUGGAGAGCAAGUGUCUGGAGCUCUACCGGACCCUGACGGCGAGGCGGAAAGGGAUGUAUCGGCCGUUGUAG
This is a messenger RNA of Drepanopeziza brunnea f. sp. 'multigermtubi' MB_m1, 1530 nucleotides long. RefSeq lists its product as uncharacterized. NCBI's taxonomy places the organism in Eukaryota, Fungi, Ascomycota, Leotiomycetes, Helotiales, Drepanopezizaceae. Gene Ontology annotation, cellular component: membrane. Gene Ontology annotation, biological process: polysaccharide biosynthetic process. Gene Ontology annotation, molecular function: acyltransferase activity, transferring groups other than amino-acyl groups. The record is from RefSeq and is a predicted model, not a curated record.